Molecule: messenger RNA, 1411 nt
Organism: Phlebotomus papatasi
Lineage: Eukaryota; Metazoa; Arthropoda; Insecta; Diptera; Psychodidae
Product: trypsin-1-like
Exons: 3
Coding region: 52-861 (269 amino acids)
Biological process (GO): proteolysis
Molecular function (GO): serine-type endopeptidase activity
Source: RefSeq, a predicted model, not a curated record
GUCUUUAAAAGAGCUCACGCAUUAGAGAUUAGAAACAGUCGGUAGUUGGCAAUGAAGAUCUUUCUAGUGCUCGUGAAUUUAUUCUUAGCCUGCCUAGCCGCUCCUGGCGGCAGGAUUAUCGGAGGAGAUGAUGCCACUCCCGGAGAAUUUCCUCAUAUGCUCUCGCUACAAUGGCAUCACAUUGAGAUCCGUCGUCACAAUUGUGGAGCUUCAAUCAUCAAUGAACUAUGGGCCCUCACGGCAGCUCACUGUAUCACGGAGACUGUAAUUGAACAUGGCGGUAGCCUAAGUGUGAUUGCUGGUGCCUGGGAUUUCAGGGAACCCUCAGAGUAUCAACAGGAAGUACCUGUAGAACGCUUCGUAAAUCAUCCUCUCUAUCCCGGAGGUGGAUUAGUGGCACCUCAUGAUAUCGGUGUAAUGCGUCUCGGUGAACCACUUAUCUUCAAUGACUGGGUCAAGCCAAUAGUCUUCCCUCAGCCCAAUACCCUUGCAACGGGAUAUGGUACCCUUUCAGGAUGGGGUAACACUCAACCUGGUCCGCCACCAGUUUUCCCGUAUAUUUUGCAAAGAGCUAAUAUGCCCAUCCUUACAAUGGCACAAUGUCAUGAUACAUUAGUUCAAUUUGGAGCUGAACAUCUACUUCAUCUUGAUGGUGACGUCUGUACAGGACCUCUUACAGGAGGACUUUCUGGAUGCAAUGGGGAUUCCGGAAGCCCUCUCGGCCAGUGGGAUGGUGAUGAUUUCAUCCAAGUAGGAGUUACUGCUUGGACAAUUUUCCCUUGCAGUAGAGUUGGUGCCCCAACCGUUUACGCACGUGUAUCUUACUACAUUGAUUGGAUUAAUGAAAACAUCGCAGAAUAAACUCUAAAAAUCCGAUGUUUUUUAGUCAGAUCUUCAUUCAUACUGUUCAAUCAAUGUUACAUAGCUGGAAUUCCUUUGAUGAACAACAAAGUACGGACAACUCGGAAUUAUUGCAUAUCAUCGGAUAGAUCAGUAACUAUACUAACUGCAUCUGCUUUGUGUGUGCAUUCGUUGUAAGCAAGCUUUGAUACGUGGCGUUUGCAACGAAUCGCACAAAGCAAAUGCAGUUAGCACGGUUGCUGAUCCAACCGAAAUUAUACAAUUAUGAGUUUAGUUUUAGAAAUAGAGCAUUGUGUUGAAUAAAGUGAAGUAUUCUAACGAAAUUAUUCAAAAGUGGUAGCGGCAACUCUUUACCACUAAAAUUUAACUCAUAAUCAAAUUUUCAAACCUUCCGAGUUUAAAUGGAUUCGGAGUUAUCUAUACUAAAUAACACGAGCUUAAUCAGGGCUUAUCACUGGUCAUUGUUUUGUUAUAAUUUCAAUUAAUUUGAGGAAAGAAUAUAUUUCAUUUGAGUAAAACAUGAAUAAAUCAAAUAGUUUCAACUGGAUAA